Messenger RNA from Kwoniella botswanensis, 363 nucleotides. RefSeq lists its product as uncharacterized. NCBI's taxonomy places the organism in Eukaryota, Fungi, Basidiomycota, Tremellomycetes, Tremellales, Cryptococcaceae. Bases 1 to 363 code for a protein of 120 amino acids. The transcript has 3 exons. The record is from RefSeq and is a predicted model, not a curated record.
AUGAAUCUGAAAACUUAUCGCUCGGCUGGUUCUAUUGAAGCUGAUGAGUUGACCCCUGAGGAGAAGAAGGAUGUCACCUUCCACAAGGACAUCUGGACUGCAGAUUCCUGUCAUAAGCCAUCGGGUACCCACCUGGAAGAUGAGGAUCCAGCGGAUCUCUCACUCGAACGAGAUCCCGAUUUAGUGUGGAUCACCGUUCCAGCACACUUUAAUAUCGAUAAUCAAUACAUCACUUACAGUAAUGAGAUGCAAACCCACAGUAUCUAUGCUGCCGUCGGAAUCAAGGUCCGUUUGCCACCUGCUAAGAACAGAUCGCCUAUUGGUGGGCUAAACUCACACAACAAGCGACGAAGAGAAGAUUAG